Molecule: messenger RNA, 2181 nt
Organism: Entelurus aequoreus (snake pipefish)
Lineage: Eukaryota; Metazoa; Chordata; Actinopteri; Syngnathiformes; Syngnathidae
Gene: ctsk
Product: cathepsin K
Exons: 13
Coding region: 1040-2032 (330 amino acids)
Biological process (GO): immune response
Cellular component (GO): lysosome
Molecular function (GO): cysteine-type endopeptidase activity
Source: RefSeq, a predicted model, not a curated record
GUUGCCGACCCCUGAUUUAGGCAAACGUCUUUUUGUUGGAAACCCCGUAGAUUCCGUUUCAGGGGCACGAGUGAGUGGGUGUCAAUGUCGACCGUGUGGCCAUGCUGAGCUGGAUAAGGAUCGAGUUUUGACGAUUUGUCGAGUAUUUAUUUGGCUAAAAGGGGGAGGAUUGAGAAGAGGAGGACACUCCGUUCACCCUGAAAAGGCCAAAACGUGGAGAGGUCAACCAUGUUCCAGAUUAUCCACAACACCAUGACCAUUCUACUCUUGAAGAGGAAAGAGUUGCUCUGGUCCAUGAAACAAAAAAGAAAGCGACAUUGAUACGGCACAAGAUGGAGCUGACAUUUUCCCUUAGGCGGAGAGACGUAGUAGAGGGGCAGCCUAUGGUAUCCAAAGUCCAGCAGAAAUGGCCUGCACUGUUUUCCUGUGAAGAGAUAUCUGAAGAAUUUCAUGGCAUCACCAGCAAAGACCUCCUGAAGACUUUCAAUGAGUCCCUUGAGAAUUAUGUGCCUCGCCUGCUCAGACUGUACCGGGCUAGAAAGGGAGAUUUUGGUCAGCAAAUAGAAGACUUCCUGGAUAAGCUUGAUGAACAGACAUCAGACAUUGUGUCUCACCAAAGAUGACAGCACUGAGAUGCCUCCCCGUUUUUGUCCGGGACGACACAACUAAGUUUUUCCUGCAGCAUUUGGAAACUGACCCUGAAGAAAGAGUGCUCAGAGGCGUGUCUGUUGGCAUCCUUACAAUCCUUGAAGAAGAUGAUCCUGCUGUAUCACCCAACGUACGGGACUGGGCUGUUGUGUUGGAAGGUUCCAUCGUGCAACAUGACCUGCCAGACCUCGCUGAGUCAGCGGUCCGACUUCCUGGCUGACGUCAUGGCGGCCUCAGACUGGAACCAGAUGGGAUUCUUCCCCUCCACCGCCUCCUGAUGCACUUCCCUAAAAAGGCGAGACAUAAAAGCCGCACGCCGACCUUCCUGUUUAUUGACGGAGGACCUGGGAGGACGUGAAGGAACUUGGACCCAUCGCUGCUGGACUUGAGGAUGUGGUGCUGUGUUUACCUGUCGCUGCUGGCCGCCUCGGCGCUGGCCCACCUGGACCAGGUGACCCUGGACGGCCACUGGGAGGAGUGGAAGAUGACCCACGAACGAGAGUACAACGGCCUGGACGAGGAGGGUAUCCGUCGGGCCAUCUGGGAGAAGAACAUGCUGAUGAUCCAGGCCCACAACCAGGAGGCGGCGCUGGGCCUGCACACGUACGAGCUGGGCAUGAACCACCUGGGCGACAUGACGUCGGAGGAAGUGGUGGACAGGAUGACGGGCCUGCAGGUUCCUGUCAACCGUGAGCGAGGCUUCACCAUGGAGCUGGACCAGCAGGACUACCGCCUGCCCAAGUCUGUGGACUACCGCAAGAAGGGCAUGGUGACGCCCGUCAAAGACCAGGGCUCCUGCGGCUCCUGCUGGGCCUUCAGCUCCGCCGGCGCCCUGGAGGGCCAGUUGGCCAAGACCACGGGUCAGCUGAGGGACCUGAGUCCUCAGAACCUGGUGGACUGCGUGACGGAGAACAGCGGCUGCGGAGGAGGGUACAUGACCACCGCCUUCAAGUACGUGCGGGACAACGGCGGCAUAGACUCGGAGGAGUCCUACCCGUACGUGGGCCAGCAGCAGACGUGCCGCUACAACUCGUCGGGCACGGCGGCGGAAUGCCGGAGCUUCAAGGAGGUCCCCGAGGGCAACGAGCACGCCCUCGCCGUGGCGCUCUACAAAGUCGGACCCGUUUCCAUCGGCAUCGACGCCGCGCAGGGAACCUUCCAGUUCUACCAGAGAGGUGUUUACUACGACCCCAACUGCAACAAGGACGACAUCAACCACGCCGUGCUGGCGGUGGGCUUCGGCGUGACGCCCAAGGGGAAGAAGUACUGGAUCGUCAAGAACAGCUGGAGCGAGGGCUGGGGUAAGAAAGGCUACGUCCUGAUGGCGCGGAACCGCGGGAACCUGUGCGGCAUCGCCAACCUGGCCAGCUACCCCACGGUGUGACGUCACCGUGGCGACGCGACUCCCUUUUGAGCCGAGUCAGCAGUAAAGCGCGCACAUGAAAAAAAAGCGUCGCUGGGCGACGCAAUUCAGCACUUUCUGAUUAUUAUUAAAGUGUAAAAUAUUUUGUAUGAAAUGAAAUAAACUCGUUG